Messenger RNA from Monopterus albus (swamp eel), 1421 nucleotides. RefSeq names its product argininosuccinate synthase 1 (gene ass1). Gene Ontology annotation, biological process: L-arginine biosynthetic process; urea cycle. The record is from RefSeq and is a predicted model, not a curated record. The coding region runs from base 1 to 1239 and encodes 412 amino acids. Lineage: Eukaryota; Metazoa; Chordata; Actinopteri; Synbranchiformes; Synbranchidae. The transcript is spliced from 14 exons. Gene Ontology annotation, molecular function: ATP binding; argininosuccinate synthase activity. Gene Ontology annotation, cellular component: cytoplasm.
AUGUCUAAAGGCACAGUGGUGCUGUCCUACAGCGGUGGACUGGACACGUCCUGCAUUCUGGUGUGGCUGAAGGAACAGUGCUAUGAUGUUAUUGCGUUCAUGGCCAACAUUGGGCAAAAUGAAGAUUUUGAAGCUGCUCGGAAUAAAGCAGAAAGCCUUGGUGCAAAGAAGGUUUUCAUUGAGGACUUGCGUACAGAGUUUGUGGAGGACUUCAUCUGGCCCGCAAUUCAGGCCAAUGCUGUGUACGAGGACCGAUACCUGCUGGGCACUGCACUAGCACGGCCCUGCAUCGCCCGUCGUCAGGUUGAGAUUGCAAGAAGGGAGGGUGCGCAUUUUGUCUCCCAUGGUGCCACAGGAAAGGGUAAUGACCAGAUACGAUUUGAGCUCACAUGCUACACCCUCUACCCCGAGGUUAAGAUCAUUGCACCGUGGAGGAUCCCUGAGUUCUACAACCGCUUCCGAGGGAGAACAGACCUGAUGGAGUACGCACAGAAAAAUGGCAUCCCUGUGCCCGUUACUCCUCAGGCACCGUGGAGCAUGGAUGCUAACCUCAUGCAUAUAAGCUAUGAGUCUGGCAUCCUUGAAAAUCCCAAGAUCCAUGCUCCGGCUGACCUGUACCUGAUGACCAAGAACCCGGAAGAUUCUCCCAGCAUCCCCGAUGUACUGGAAAUAGAGUUCAAAAAUGGAAUGCCUGUCAAGGUGACCAACGUGAAGGAAGGCACAUCCAAGGACUCACCACUGGACAUUUUCUCAUACCUCAAUGAGAUUGGAGGAAAGCAUGGCAUAGGCCGGAUUGACAUUGUAGAGAAUCGUUUUAUUGGGAUGAAGUCCCGAGGGAUUUAUGAAACCCCAGGAGGCACCAUCUUAAUAAAUGCCCAUUUAGACAUUGAGACCUUUACCAUGGACAAAGAGGUACGACGGAUCAAACAGGGACUGGGUGUCAAGUUCUCUGAACUGGUCUACAACGGUUUCUGGUACAGUCCCGAGUGUGAUUUUGUGCGACACUGCAUUGCCAAGUCCCAAGAGAAUGUGGAGGGCAAAGUACAGCUGUCCCUCUUCAAGGGUCAGAUCUACAUCCUGGGACGAGAGUCGGCCAAGUCUCUUUACAAUGAAGAGCUGGUCAGCAUGGACAUUCAGGGAGACUAUGACCCAUGCGAUGCCUCUGGAUUCAUCAGGAUUAAUGCUGUCAGGUUAAGGGAACACCAUCGUUUGCAGGGUUUCUCUAGCACCAAGCAGUAACUGCUGCAAUCUCAUGAACCACUCCAUCUUGUCUAAAGCGUUAGUAGAUUUAGACCUUACACUUCCAUUGUCUAUCUUUUGUCUUAUUUUCUAGUGUUAGUUACUUUAGCAUCAGGAUAUCUUACACACUAGUAACCACCCCAGAAUUUUACUGGAUACACAUGAAGUGAUGAGGAGCAAAA